CAAGCAACAGCAGUAGGAAAGAGGAGGAAGCAGGGAUGGCCGAGUCACACCUCUGAAGGUAAAACAGUUAUAUUAUUUCAACCUUUCAAUAUACCCUUAAAUCAAGCUUAUGUUUUUAUAGUAGGGUUCUUAAAUGUCCCCUUUGUCAUCCGCUUAGCUUGGUUGAUGACGCAGUACUGCCUUUCCGUAGGCUGAGAACGCACUCUUUUGUUCAAGCUUCGUUCGGAAUGGCCGCUGUUUUGAGAAUGUGUUUUAUUUUUUCUAAUUUCACUACGAGAGCGAGAAAAGGGCGCUGCGAAAAUGUUAGGCUAGAAGACGGCCUCGAAUGCCCAAGUGUCAAUCUGUAAACUAAAGAACGAUUUUAACAUAAUAGUCCUUAUUUGGGUGUCAGUACAGUUGAAGACGGUAGGUACUGUAUUGAGCAGCGCGAUAGUGGGGUUGCGUCCUUGCUGCAGCUUGUUUCCCGUGAUAAGUUCGCAAUGGUCGGGACGGUGUUCCAAGUCUGACAGCUGCUUUGGUGGGGCCUACGGGAACCGCACAGUCAGAACGCUCGGGUGUUCUUGUUUUUUUUGUAUAAAUAAAAAGGCCAUCUAGCAACUGAGACUGAUAAUUGUUUCCACUACCAGAAUUUUACCUACAUAUGACGUUGUCAUAGUUGUUUGCUCCUUGAUUUGACUGAAUGGCUGCAAAAAAUGUUUUCCAGCCUAGCUUCUGCGUUAGCUUGCUGUGUUGACGUUUCGUGUUUUGAUAUCAUGACCAGUUGAAAUGAUUUAGCUAGCUUGCUUACAGGUUUUGUUAGCACGACAAGGGCGACACUACAUUAAAAAUAGCUAGCUAUUUGUGGCUACUUUUCCCUUAAUAGCCAACUAGCUAGUUUAUGUUAGCCAGUUCGUAGGCUGGCUAGCUAACUAUGUGGCUUUGACAAGAACAGCAGGACCACCCCACCGUUUGCUGCUGUAUCAGACACACACAGGUUGGCUUGUGUCUCGUUCUUACGCAAAUCAAUCGUGAUCUUGGAACGUAACUUGACUUCCACGAACUGUGGCACCGGUUUUAUCGAUAAUCUCUCUUUCCACGGAUUUGUUAUUGGCACGGUUACAUCCUGCUUGUGCUGUUGGCUGGUUAUGUAGCUAGCUGCCUGCCACCUCACCAGUGCAUCUCUUACCAUAACUGUCAAAUGUAGAGAAAAAUUACAGGAGCUGCGUAGUAUUAGGCCUAUUGGUUGUACUAAUUUUUGAGAUAGUUGCUAAGCCUACAUAGUUAGCUAAAUGCUUUGUAAUAUAAAAAAACAUAUGCAAGGGAAAGAGAGCAGAAAUAAACUGUGACUGUAUGUCAUUCAUUCAUGUAUUGAUUCAGGAGUGAACAUGGGGAGAUUGUUCCAAAGUCCUUAACCCCCAAUCAAGCACAAAUAUGGCAGCUAAAUGUAUUUGCACAAUUGUGGUGAUUGUAUCAUAUCAAAGCCUAUAUAUUAUUCCCUCUAUUCCUAUGGUGUAAGAUGCGUAUGCUUAUGCAAUCCUCAAAAGGAGAGGACAGAGAUGAAGAAAAUUGGCCAGUCUUGAGCAAAUAUGACGCAACAACAUGGGAAGACUUGGCAGGAUUGGUAGUAGUGACUGCUUGCUUUGCUCAAGAUGUCCACUGACUGUGGCUAUAGGCUACAUUAUACCAGUAGAGGCUUAACAAUUGGCAUGUGAAUUGAGGAAAGCUACAGUGAUGAUGAUGAUGAUGAUGAUGAUGAUGAUGAUGAUGAUGAUGAUGAUGGUGGUGGUGGUGGAGGAAAUCAAUGAUGACGGAUUAGGUUAUAGGAUUUAAAUAUUGACAGAUGGAGUUGGGCCUAGGUUUUGUUCCAGAACUAUCUUUCAUUAGCCUGUUUCAUUAGCCUCUUUCAUUGUCUAGUGCACUGAAAAAACAGGUAUGUUGAUGGGCUCACUCACCCAUGCCCAUGCUCACAGCAAAAUUGGCCCUCCUGUAGCUCAGUUGGUAGAGCAUGGCGCUUGCAACGCAAGGGUUGUGGGUUCAUUUCCCAUGGGGGGCCAGUAUGAAAAAUGUAUGCACUCAAUAAUUGUAAGUCGCUCUGGAUAAGAGCGUCUGCUAAAUGACUAAAAUGUAAAAUAUUUAUUUCCUAAAUAUGGGGGUGCUGCUGGAUCCUCAUGAUAAUCAGAGGAAAAUGGUGUCCAGCCUUCUCAUUUUCUGUAUAUCAUCUGUUGCACUGCCUGUCAUUCAUCCCAAACUUGGUUCCUCUCCUUGGUUCAUCUCCUUUCUGGUUUCCGUUCCAUGGAGUGGAAUCUGGAAUGAUACAUUUAUAGUGUCAGUCAGUCAGUGAUGAAAAAUAACUGGAAAGUUGCUGCGCUGCGUGACCCUUGACCUUAUGUGCUUUUUCUACAGCAUGAAUUCGCCCACAAGUUAUUUUUCUGGAGUUGGAGAGAGAGAGUGCUCCUUCGGUUCGGUCACCUGCAUAUUAUUAACUAGCUCAUGUUUGUUUCAAACCUUUGGCUACAUGUAUGAUUUUGAAGAGGAAUUUUAAAGAAUAAACAAACAAUGACAUCACACCCACUGCGGGCCAGUAGUUUAGUCCUCUCCUUUCUGUGACCAUGUUUAUAGUUGGGAUUCUGACACUUGAUGCACCCCAAAUUUUGCCUGGCGACCAAUCCACAUCGCUCCGGCCACGACCACUCACAUUUCUUCUCCACCAUGAGUCUGGAUUUGAUCUCCUGCCUGAGGACUUCUCGAAUGCGAACACAGUCAAACCGUUCUGAUUGGUCCCAGUAACCGAUGGGUUGGUCCAGAGCCUGAACGCAUGCGGGUAAAGCUUCAUUUCAGAAAUAGCCAUUGCCUUUGAUACUCUGAUUGGUUAGAGAUGAUCCAAUCGCUGAUGACUUGUUUUGUACAACGCCCCUCACUUUGACGUCAGCAGAAAGGACUUCUACGAUGGCAGUCUGACUGAAUGUACAUACCGAUAGGUAGAGCAGCAAAAUUAAAUUAGGUAUGAGGCGCCAGGCAACCCCAGACCCCAGUGCUGUGUUGCAUUGUUGCCUUUAUCCAAGACAUGAUUGAUAGCCUACUUAAUACCCUAUUUUAGGGGUUUCCACUAGUUACCACACCCACAGUCAAAUUUGUCUAUAUUGUAAAAAUACAUGAAAACAAAAAUGAGUGUUUUGGUCUUAUGUUAUCGUGCUUUAUCUUGGCCAGGUCGCAGUUGUAAAUGAGAACUUGUUCUCAACUGGCUUACCUGGUUAAAUAAAGGUGAAAUAAAAAUAAAUAAAAGCAGUGUGGAUAAGGUUAGGUUUAAAAUCACAUUUUAAGAAGAGAAAUUGAAAAAAUAAGCAGGGUUUAUGACUUUGUGGCUGUGGUAACUAGUGACGACCCUAUUUGAGGGACCAUUCCCAAAAGAAAACACAAAGAAGCUGCCUGCUUUGAUACAACCAACUAUUAUUUUAUACAGUAAUGUAUUUUGAUAUUAAACAUCCAGCCCCUUUCUCUCAUUUCAUUAUAAUAGUUCUGGGUUGAGUCAAAGGUCAUUCGGUGAUUGAUGCUUUGCUGUAGGCCUAGUUCACAGUGAUACAGUCUGUCACAUUUUUAUUGAUGUAAUUUUUAUAUUCACCAUCUAUUUUCUCUCAUUUUAUUAGUAGCCUAAUAGAGUUGACAGUUAUCAUAUGUCAGUGCUGUUGAGUAAACAUAACUGUUACUGAGAAGAGACAGUACAAAAUUUACCUACAGAGUAAUAUUAUGGGCUCCCGAGUGGCGCAGUGGUCUAAGGCACUGGAUCUCAGUGCUUGAGGCGUCACUACAGACCCCCUGGUUCAAUUCCAGGCUGUAUCACAACCGGCCGUGAUUGGGAGUCCCAUAGGGCGGCGCACAAUUGGCCCAGCGUCGUCCGGGUUUGGCCGGUGUAGGCCGUCAUUGUAAAUAAGAAUUUGUUCUUAACUGACUUGCCUAGUUAAGUAAAGGUCAAAUAAAAAUAUAAAUUAAAGGCCCAGUGCAGUCAACAUUCAGUUUUUCCUGUGUUUUGUAUCAUAUUGUACAACAGCUGAUGAAACUAACACUGUAAAAAUAGUUGCUGGUUGAAAAUACAAUCUAUACAAUACCUUCUAAUCAGUAGGUUUUGCAUGGGUGGAGAUUCAGCUUGCCUGAUGACAUCACCAGGGGAAAAGUAGUUAAUAGAUCAAUAACAAAAAGAGUUACAAACCUAUGCCAAUAAAAGCUAGUUUCCAGAUUUCCCUUCCCCACUCAGACCACUCCCAGACAAUCCUAGACAAAUUCUUGUUUGAGUUUAUUUUUUGCUAAUGAAGCCAUUUUCUUUAUUUUUGACCAUUUUAAUGGAGAAUGUUACAGAAAUGAUUUGAUAUAACAACUGCUUCAUUGGGCCUUUAAGCUUGUCUCUUUGUCAUUAAGGGGAUCGACAGGACCCCUUUUUACCCUUAAAAGUUUUAUGAGUCUUGUGCUUUGAAGACCGCUCCCUCCCAAAGAUUACACACACACACACACACACACACACACACACACACACACACACUUCUCUCAGCGGCAGUGCUAACCUUUCCCUUAGCUCUGAUCUGUAGCCACGCCUGCACUUUUUCUACACUACACAAACACACACACACACACCUAGAGCAUAACAGACAAUGACUUUAUUAGGCUUCAUACUGUAGCCUAUUACUACAAAGAAAUAACAAAUGAUGCUACUGUACUACAGCCUCUGAGAUGGAACCACAGAACUAGACUGAGUGUUAAAGGUUCCAAACCCUUUCUAGAUUAUCUAUUUCUAUGGACAGAACAAAGACAGGAACCAAGACCUUGUUUUCAUAUCAAUAAUUUUGAUGUUGAAGCUCUUGACACUUGUUGUCAAUUAGUCUUUUAGUUUAUGUCAGGCCAACAUACUUACCAGGUUUGCUCAACAUCACUAGCAGCUAUUGUAGUACAUUAAUUGGCUUACAAUGUCAUCUCACUCAACCUGUUGAAGUUGCCUAUGGCCUAGCUUAUUCACUAUUAGGGCUGGGAAUUGCCAGGGACCUCACGAUAUGAUAUCACGAUACUUAGGUGUCGAUACGAUAUUUAUUGCAAUUCUCACAAUUCUAUGUAUUCAAAUAUAUGCACUGAGCUUGUCUGAUGCUUUAAGCACACUGUUUGAUGAAAUAAUUAAGACACACAAAUGACUAGAGGGAGUCAGACUGCGAUUGAUUUGAUUGUGCUGGGCUCAGAUUUGUUGCGCUGUUUAAAAAAAUAAAUAAUGACAGCGAGUGACUGUGACUAGCAAAUGCCAUCGCCAUUGAGCUAGUUGUCAUAGUAGCAGUAAACCGCACCAAGUGAUAUGAGCGAUGGAGAGAGUUGUUUCGAAUUUUGUCCUGGCAGUUGAGUUGUUUAGAUAACAGAAAAGGACAAAAAAAAUACUAGUUUCAUAAGCAUCCGUGAUCACAAAUCAUGACGUUACGUUGGACCCAUUUGCAAUGAUUGGAUGUUAUUUUAUAUUCUCAAACUAACAGCAGUGCCUACAUGCUGGAGUGAUGCCUCUAUGCAAAUGUUGUUGAUCAGUAAGCUAAUAUAACUCCCAAAUGGAAGGCAAACAGAUUUUGUAAUCUGUAGCACCAUAGACUCAACAAGCUCAAUAACUCAAUAUAUGCACACAUUCCUAUUGAAUAUGCAUUCCCCUGUAUUGUGAGUAGGCCUAGGCUACAUCUUAAUUUACACAGUGUAUCAAGAGUAGUAGAAACAAUAGUAAAGCAGACUCCCCAGCCCUGGUUCGGUAAACAGCUGAGGGAUGGGGCUGGAGACAUUUCAUCACUCUCAAAUUCAUAGACAGAGCUAUGGAUGCAAGGACUGACCAUCCAUGAUAUCAACAUUAUAGUUUUAAUCAUGUUUUGAGGCUAAAUAGUGUUUGUUUAAAAACAAAGGAGUAAAACAAACUUAUAUUUUGGGUUCUGAUGGGGUACAACAGUUGAACUAAGCUCAUGAGGCAUUUAUAAGUUAUAUUCCUCAAGAAUCAAUGGGUACAUAUAAUUCAUAUCUAAGUCCAAAAAUGAAUGUAGCAACUGCUGAUUGCCCCUUUUAAUGAUAUUGAAUAUCGGCCUAAAAUAUCAUCCAUCGGCCUCCUUGACCCCCAACAUUUAUUAUCGACAUCGCCCCUAAAAAAUCUGUAUCAGUCGAUCUCUAAAUACGAUAUAUCAUCAAUAAAUAUAUCGUUACAUUUUUGUAGAAUUAUUUUUUACAAUAUUUUUAAUUUUUAUCCCCACCACUAUUCACUAAGAUAUCAAAUGUGAUUUUGACUAAUUUCAAAUGUGAUCACGUUGAACAUCCUUUUGACUCAUCAUUGUCUAUGUUUUAUUCAACAGCAUUCAAAAAGCCCAAAGGAUGAGAACCUCGAUGACCUUUCUAGUCUGAACUGGCUUCAAACCAGACUGAGGGGAAUCGUCUACUGUUCAAACAACUAGGUGGCCCAUGGCUGCCACCACCACUCCUGUCAAGUCACAACUUCAAAGGAUUUACUCCCCUAUGGUGUUCUGAGAAACGAAAAAGAGAAAAGAAACCGCUUGGAUCACAGUGAUUUAUUUGUGAAGUAAAAUACUUGUAAAUGUAUAGGCCUACACAGGUAUGUAUCAACGGGUGUGUUUAUAAAGGCCGUCUCCUACUCUUAUCCCUCUCCACACCUACUUGUCGGUUGACCGCUUUUUUGAGGGAAAACUCCAAACAAACCAGGGAGAGUGACAGUUGGGGCGUUGCGGUCCCAUGAGAGACUCCGCAGGGGGACCGACAACCACGUCCACGCCAUGAGUAGUACUUUAGGUAACAAAGACAAAGACUGGAAAGAGAAGGACCUGAAAGGAGGUCCGACAGGAGGGAAAGAAAGGGAAAAAGAGGCCAAGGCUCUGGCUGGCUUAGGCGGCAAAGAUGGCGGCAAGGAGCCCAAGGCCAAAGGGAAAGACGCCAAAGAAGGAAAGAAGGAUGCCGGUUCCGCGUCGCCCGCCGUCGCCUUCUCCGUGGACAACACGAUAAAGAGGCCCAACCCGGCGCCAGGGACGCGCAAGAAGUCCAGCAAUGCCGAGGUGAGAUGAGAUGAAGAUACUUUAUUACAAAACACAUAGCCUAACAUAUCAUAACAUACACAUUAUUUGUGAUUGUGGGUGAAUAUGUUAUUUUACAAAACACAUAUCAAUAAGACACAUUAUUUGUGAUUGUGGUCCUGAUUGUGGUCCUAUGUGGCAGUUGGUAGAGCAUGGCGCUUGCAUCAAUAGGGUCAAGGGGUUUGAUUCCUGCAGGGGUCACCCAUAAGAAAAUGAAUGCACAAUACGAUAUACUUUAUUGUCCAUUUACAUGGAAAUUCAUUUUGUGAAGUUGGCAGACAUAUACACAAAAACAAUACACUAUAAUACAUGCAAUACGGAAGUAAAAAAAAGUGUCUUCUAAAUGGCAUAUAUUACAGGGUUUUUUCUGCAAAGAAAAGUCCUGGGCGGGCCACCUAAGUGUUUUUUCGGCUGCCCAUGUCAAAACAGAAAAAAAAAAAAUAUAUAUAUAUAUACACACACAGUUGAAGUCGUAAGUUUACAUAAACUUAGGUUGGAGUCAUUUAAAACUUGUUUGUCAACCUGGGGACAAUAAAAGGCCACUCUAAAAUGUGCAGUUUUGUCACAACACAAUGCCACAGAUGUCUCAAGUUUUGAGGGAGCUUGCAACCACUCCACAAAUUUCUAGCUAACAAACUAUAGUUUUGGCAAGUCGGUUAGGACAUCUACUUUGUGCAUGACACAAGUAAUUUUUCCAACAAUUGUUUACAGACAGAUUAUUUCACUUAUAAUUCACUGUAUCACAAUUCGAGUGGGUCAGAAGUGUACAUGCACUAAGUUCACUGUGCCUUUAAACAGCAUGGAAAAUUCCAGAAAAUGAUGUCAUGGCUUUAGAAGCUUCUGAUAGGCUAAUUGACAUAAUUUGAGUCAAUUGGAGGUGUACCUGUGGAUGUAUUUCAAGGCAUACCUUCAAACUCAGUGCCUCUUUGCUUGACAUCAUGGGAAAAUCAAAAGAUCAGCCAAGACCUCAGAAAAGAAAUUGUAGACCUCCACAAGUCUGGUUCAUCCUUGGUAGCAAUUUCCAAACGCCUGAAGGUACCAUGUUCAACUGUACAAACAAUAGUACGCAAGUAUAAACACCAUGGGACCACGCAGCCGUCAUACCGCUCAGGAAGGAGAUGCGUUCUGUCUCCUAGAGAUGAAUGUACUUUGGUGCGAAAAGUGCAAAUCAAUCCCAGAACAACAGCAAAGGACCUUGUGAAGAUGCUGGAGGACACAGGUACAAAAGUAUCUAUAUCCACAAUAAAACGAGUCAUAUAUCGACAUAACCUGAAAGGUCGCUCAGCAAGGAAGAAGCCACUGCUCCAAAACCGCCAUAAAAAAGCCAGACUACGGUUUCCAACUGCACAUGGGGACAAAGAUCGUACUUUUUGGAGAAAUGUCCUCUGGUCUGAUGAAACAAAAAUAGAACUGUUUGGUCAUAAUGACCAUCGUUAUGUUUGGAGGAAAAAGGGGGCUGCUUGCAAGCCGAAGAACACCAUCCCAACCGUGAAGCACGGCGGUGGUAGCAUCAUGCUGUGGGGGUGCUUUGCUGCAGGAGGGACUGGUGCACUUCACAAAAUAGAUGGCAUCAUGAGGAAGGAAAAUUAUGUGGAUAUAUUGAAGCAACAUCUCAAGACAUCAGUCAGGAAGUUAAAGCUUGGUCGCAAAUGGGUCUUCCAAAUGGACAAUGACCCCAAGCAUACUUCCAAAGUUGUGGCAAAAUGGCUUAAGGACAACAAAGUCAAGGUAUUGGAGUGGCCAUCGCAAAGCCCUGACUUCAAUCCUAUAGAAAAUGUGUGGGCAGAACUGAAAAAGUGUGUGCGAGCAAGGAGGCCUACAAACCUGACUCAGUUACACCAGCUUUGUCAGGAGGAAUGGGCCAAAAAUCACCCAACUUAUUGUGGGAAGCUUGUGGAAGGUGACCCGAAAAGUUUGACCCAAGUUAAACAAUUUAAAGGCAAUGCUACCAAAUACUAAUUGAGUGUAUGUAAACUUCUGACCCACUGGGAAUGUGAUGAAAGAAAUAAAAGCUGAAAUAAAUCAUUCUCUCUACUAUUAUUCUGACAUUUCACGUUCUUAAAAUAAAGUGGUGAUCCUAACUGACCUAAAACAGGGAAUUUUUACUAGGAUUAAAUGUCAGGAAUUGUGAAAAACUGAGUUUAAAUGUAUUUGGCUAAGGUGUAUGUAAACUUCCGACUUCAACUAUAUAUACUUAAACAAAAAUAUAAACGCAACAUGUAAAGUGUUGGUCCCAUGUUUCAUCAGCUUAAAUAAAAGAUCACAGAAGUGUUCCACAGCAACAAAAGCUUAUUACUCUCAAAUGUUGUGCACAAAUUUGUUUACAUCCCUGUUAGUGAGCAUUUCCCUUUGCCAAGAUAAUCCAUCCACCUGACAGGUGUGGCAUAUCAAGAAGCUGAUUAAACAGCAUGGUCAUUACACAGGUGCACCUUGUGCUGGGGACAAUAAAAGGCCACUCUAAAAUGUGCAGUUUUGUCACAACACAAUGCCACAGAUGUCUCAAGUUUUGAGGGAGCUUGCAAUUGGCAUGCUGACUGCAGGAAUGUCCACCAGAGCUGUUGCCAGAUAAUUAAAUGUUCAUUUCUCUACCAUAAGCCAUUUUAGAGAAUUUGGCAGUACGUCCAACCGGCCUCAGAACAGCAGACCAUGUGUAUGGCGUUACCCCAUGAUUGCGGUGGGGUUAUGGUAUGGGCAGGCAUAAGCUACGGACAACGAACACGAUUGCAUUUUAUCAAUGGCAAUUUUAAUGCACAGGGAUACCGUGAUGAGAUCCUGAGGCCCAUUGUCUACCAUUGAUCCGUCGCCAUCACCUCAUGUUUCAGCAUGAUAAUGCACGGCCACAUGUCACAAGGAUCUGUACACAAUUCCUGGAAGCUGGAAAUGGCCCAGUUCUUCUAUGGCCUGCAUACUCAUCAGACGUCACCCAUUGAGCAUGUGUGGGAUGCUCUGGAUCAACAUGUACGACAGCGUGUUCCAGUUCCCGCCAAUACCCAGCAACUUCGCACAGCCAUUGAAGAGGUGUGGGAAAACAUUCCACAGGCCACAAUCAACAGCCUGAUCAACUCUAUGCGAAGGAGAUGUGUCGCACUGCAUGAGGCAAAUGGUGGUCACACUAGAUAUUGACUGGUUUUCUGAUCCACGCCCCUACUUUUUUUAAAGGUAUUUGUGACCAACAGAUGCAUAUCUGUAUUCCCAGUCAUGUGGAAUCCAUAGAUUAGGGCCUAAUGAAUUUAUUUAAAUUGACUGAUUUCUUUAUGAACUGUAACUCAGUAAAAUCUUUUAAAUUGUUGCAUUUAUAUUUUUGUUCAGUGUGUUUGUGUGUGUUUUUAAAUAUAUAUAUAUAUAUAUAUAUUUUUUAUUUUUUUUUUAAAUAUAUUUAGACAGUGCCUUUGGAAAGUAUUCAGACCCCUUGACUUUUUCCACAUUUUGUUACGUUACAGCCUUAUUCUAAAAUUGAUUAAAUAAAACAUUUUUCGUCAGCAAUCUACACACAAUACCCCUUAAUGACAAAGCGAAAACAGGUUGUUAGAAAUGUUUCCAAAUUGAUUGCAGAAAACAAAACAGAUACCUUAUUUACAUAAGUAUUCAGACCCUUUGCUAUGAGACUCGAAGUUGACCUUAGGUGCAUCCUAUUUCCAUUGAACAUCCUUGAGAUGUUUCUACAACUUAAUUGGAGUCCACCUGUGGACAUGAUUUGGAAAAGCACACACCUGAGGUCCCACAGUUGACAGUGCAUGUCAGCAAAAACCAAGCCAUGAGGUCGAAGGAAUUGUCCGUAGGGAACUCGGUCAGGGAGGUGACCAAGAACCCGAUGGUCACUCUGACAAAGGACCUUCUCCCCUGAUUGCUCAGUUUGGCCAGGCGGCCAGCUCUAGGAAGAGUCUUGGUGGUUCCAAACUUCUUCCAUUUAAGAAUGAUGGAGGCCACUGUGUUCUUGGGGACCUUCAAUACUGCGGAAAUGUUUUGGUGCCCUUCCCCAGAUAUGUGCCUCGACACAAUCCUGUCUCGGCGCUCUACGGACAAUUCCUUUUUCUUCGGGAGGGGGGAGUGGGGAAAUAACUUUCAGAUACAGAUGUAAAGUAUGUAUAAAAGAUAAUGGACCGAUAUACUUUUCAAUAAGAUCAUCUCUGAGAACAAAACAUCUGUCAAAUUCCCAAAAUGAUGCAUACAGGAUUGUUUGUGUCAUGGCAUGGGGCUCCUAUUGAUUUUGUUAUGAUGUUUGUAUCACUCCGGUAGCAUAAGCCAUGGCAAAAUGUGUAGAAUUGCAGGAAAUUAGCUUUAAAAUUGCAAAGUUUCAUCUCCGCUACAUGGCAAAAUGUGUAGAUAUGUCAAAAAAAUUGGGUUGGCGUCCACACCAUGGCUACGCCUCCGCCACGCCCACCACCUAAGCCCAAUUUUGAUCCAGAAAAAACUCUGUCUAAUUUAUUAUUAUUCUACAUUCGUCACACAACACAGCAUUUCUCAAACUCGGUCCUGGGGACCCCAAGGGGGGCACAUUUAGUUUUUUGCUCUAGCACUACACCGUUCAUUCAAAUAAUCUUAGCUUGUUGAUCAGCUGUGUAGUGCUAGGGCAAAAAAACUAACCGUGGGUCCUCAGGACUGAGUUUGGGAAACACUGACAUAACGUGUCUUCAAUAACAUGGACAUAUUAUAACUUUCCCAAUCCCAGGUGAUCAAAGAGCUCAACAAGUGCCGUGAGGAGAACUCCAUGCGUCUGGACCUGUCCAAGCGUUCCAUCCACAUAUUACCCACCUCCAUAAAGGAACUCACCCAGCUGGCUGAGCUCUACCUGUACAGCAACAAGCUCCAGAGCCUCCCUUCAGAGGUGGGCUGCCUGUCUGGCCUGGUCACCUUAGCCCUGAGUGAGAACUCUCUAACCAGCCUACCAGAGUCCUUGGACUCCCUGAAGAAGUUGAGGAUGCUGGACCUGCGGCAUAACAAACUGAGGGAGAUACCGGCGGUGGUUUACCGGGUGACGUCGCUGACCACGCUGUACCUGAGGUUCAACCGGAUCACGGCGGUGGAGAGGGACAUCCGGAACCUGGCGAAGUUGACCAUGCUCAGCAUCCGUGAGAACAAGAUCAAACAGCUGCCCGCCGAGAUAGGUGAAUGAGGGAGAUGGGGGAGGAGGAGGGAGAUGGGGGAGGAGGAGGGAGAUGGGGGGAGGAGGAGGGAGAUGGGUUAGUGGAGGGAGAUGGUUGCGUGGGGGGAGGAGGAGGGAGGGAUAUGGGUGAGUGGGGGAGGAAAAGGAGAGAGGGAGAUGUGAGUGGGGGGAAGGAGGAGGGAGGGAGAUGUGAGUGGGGGAGGGAGGGAGGGAGAUGUGAGUGGGAGGGGGAGGGAGAUGUGAGUGGGAGGGGGAGGGAGAUGUGAGUAGGGGAGAGGAGAGGAAGGGAGAUGUGUGGGGGGAGGGAGGGAGGGAGAUGGGUGAGUGGGGGAGGAAAAGGAAAGAGGGAGAUGGUUGGUGGGGGGAGGGAGAAGGUGAAUGGGGAGAAGGAGGAGGGAAUGUGGUGAGUGGGGGAGGAAAGGAGAUGUGAGUGGGGGGAGGGGAGGGGAAGGAUGUGAGUGGGGAAAGGAGGGAGGGAGGAGCUGUGAGUGGGGGAAAGGAGGGAGGGAGGGGGAGAGUGAGUGGGGGGGGGAGAUGGGUGGGGGGGGGGGGAUGUGAGUGGGGGAAGAGGGAGGGAGAUGGGUGAGGGGGGAGGAGGGAGGGGAGUGGGGGGGGAGAGGGAGUGGGAGGAGGGAGAUGGGGAGUGGGGGGGAAGGGAGAUGUGGGAGGGGGGAGGGAGGGGGGGGGGGGAGGGGGGGGGAGGGGGGGAUGUGGUGGGGGAGGAGGGGGGAGAUGGAGUGGGGGAGGAGGAGGGAGGGAGAUGUGAGUGGGUGGAAGGAGGGAGGGAGGGAGAUGGGAGUGGGGGGAAGGAGGAGGGAGGGAGAUGUGAGUGGGGGGAGGGAGGAGGGAGGGAGAUGUGAGUGGGGGGAAGGAGGAGGGAGGGGAGAUGUGGAGUGGGGGGAGGGAGGAGGGAGGGAGAUGUGAGUGGGGAAGGAGGGGAGGGAGAUGUAGUGGGGGAAGGAGGAGGAGGGAGAUGUGAGUGGGGGGGAGGAGGGAGGGAGAUGUGAGUGGGGGGAAGGAGGAGGGAGAUGUGAGUGGGGGGAAGGAGGAGGGAGGGAGGGAGAUGUGAGGGGGGGGAGGAGGAAGGGAGGGAGAUGUGAGUGAGGGGGAGCGGGUGUGUGUCAUCCACGAGAACAAGAUCAAACAGAUGAAAUAGAUGAGUGUUGGGGGGAGGAGGAGGAGGGAGGGAGUCGAGGCUGGCGGAUUGGGUUCUUGAUGACAAUGACGAUGUAUCUGUAAUUUUUGCCCACCUUAAGCCGGGAGGUACACCACACUAUUUUGGCCCUGAUUGUAGCUGUCCCAGAUACGUUUUUGAGAUCGGAGACAAAUCCCCAUGCUUUGCGUACUUGGGGCGCGCAGCCGUCACCGACGCUCGUUUAAUGUGAGCGAGGUCAGAGAUGCAAUCUGAGUGCUACCGAUCCCGUCUUUGCUACCGAUCCCGUCUUUGGGCCAUCCCAGACGUCCCGAUAUUUUCAAACGUGUUUGAUUUUAUCAGCACAAAAUCUGCAAUGCUCUUGUAGUGUGAGUUGUGCAAUGACACGUUUUGGGAAUGGUGAUCAGCACUAGCCAAUGAGAGCUCGCCAGUGAGAUGAUGAUGAUGUUGCAUCACAUCACCAAGAAUGUGUAGACUCUCCAUCAGGAGUGAUAACUACUACUAGUAUGCGUUUGUACAUGCCUUUAACCAAAGCCAAAGUAUCAAAUCGUUACAGCUCUGAAGUUCACUACCAAUGUUAUUCCAUUCAAAAUGUAUUGGCUAGAUAUUUCAACUCUGUAUGGCAAGCGUGAAUGUCUGACUGAAAACGUUUGAGGCUUGUUUCAGCCACAGCUUGUUGUAGCUACGUUAACUAUCUAAACGCAUCAUUGUUUUGGAGAGACAGCGUGGUAUAGAGAAUCCUCACGACCAAGUGAAGUAUCUUGUAAAGCAGGGUUCUUCAAUUCCGGUCCUGGAGGGCCAAAACACUUCUGUUUUUUAUUUCUACCUGGUAGUUAAUUGCACUCACCUGGUGUCCCAGGUCUGAAUUAGCCCCUGAUUAGAAGGAGAGGAUGAAAAACAGAGGUGUUUCGGCCCUCCAGGACCGGAAUUGAAGAACCCUGUUGUAAAGUGUGAACCCCGUCUGUGCCACGUCGUUUAGUGUGCGCACCACGACGUUGGCAAGACAAAAAACUACAGGAAAGACGGUCGUUAAAUGUGAGAGGCUCAGCGAUGUUAGGAUUUUGAAAGUCUUGUAGUGUAAACCCGGCAUUACAGAAGACAUUGCUGCAGUGUUGUGAAAAAGCUGAAGCUGUAAACUAAACCAGUCUUUUGAUAACUCUGAUUGCGGUUCUUGUCCAGAUGAGUCACGUUCGUGUGUUGACUCUGUUGUAUUGGCCCUGCCUCUCUGCAGGGGAGCUCUGUAACCUCAUCACCCUAGACGUAGCCCAUAACCAGCUGGAACACCUACCCAAGGAGAUCGGCAACUGCACACAGAUCACCAACCUCGACCUACAGCACAACGAGCUACUGGACCUACCAGAAACUAUAGGUGAGACUGACUGGGACCUCAGCAGUCAGCAAUGUUCUCUCAAUGCAAUUUGGGAAAUAAUCUGCCUAUACUUAGCCUACAUGAUACCAAUACUGACACAGCUGUACAGUGCACAUUCUUAACUGUACAUUGUGAUGACUAGGUGUAGUUUUUAGGAUAAAACUUUUGAACAUUCUCAGAAAUUGUAUAAUCUACAGUUUUAGGAACUGCAAGUGCUGGUAUUUAAGAUAGUACUUUAUUGAUCCCCCAGAGGGGAAAUUUGAUUGCACCAGCCAAUACAUACAUUACAUACAUUUGAAACGCUUAACAUGAAAUCUAACAUCUGACUUUGUUUAUUGUCAUUUUUGUAUUGAACCUUUUCUCGUUGCAGGUAACUUGUCAAGCAUAAACCGCUUGGGUCUGCGGUACAACCGGUUGUCAGCCAUCCCCAGGUCGCUAGCUAAGUGCAGAGAACUGGAAGAGCUCAACCUAGAAAACAACAACAUCUCCGUGUUGCCAGAAGUGAGUGGUGCUUUUAUUGAUUAUUGAAUUUAAUGGAAUUGUUAGAGAUAAAGCAUAUCUAUCUAUCUACCACCUCCUCCUUCUCUCUAUCCCAGGGUCUCCUGUCUAGUCUGGUGAAUCUGACCAGUCUAACCCUGGCGAGGAACUGUUUCCAGUCCUACCCGGUGGGAGGGCCCUCCCAGUUCUCCACCAUCUACUCUCUCAACAUGGAGCACAACCGCAUUAACAAGAUCCCCUUCGGAAUCUUCUCCAGGGCCAAAGUCCUCAGCAAACUCAACAUGAAGGUAAUGCUGUCCAUUGCUACUUGUUGUCGUCUCCUUCCCUCUUUUUUGAUGACUUCUAGUAAGGGGACCAAGACAAUAGUCCCAGACAUUAUGUAGGCAGGUCAAUGUGGCUCUUUCUUCUGAUGUUAAAGGGAUAGUUGGAGAUUUUGGCAAUAAAGCCCUUUAUCUACCAUUUGUAUGUAUCUGCGUCCAGUAUGAAGGAAGUUAGAGGUAGUUUCUCGAGCCAAUGCUAACUAGCGUUAGCGCAAUGACUGGAACUCUACAGGGACAUAAAAAUGGUAUCCAUGAUUUCAUCUGACUCUGAAGAAGUAGAUAAAGGGCCUCAUUGCCAAAAUCCCGAACUAUCCCUUUAAGGUUUACAAUGGUUGGUGAUGGUGCUUGCUUAGGUAAAUAGCUGACGUGAGCAACAUUAUCCACUUAACCUUAUUGAACAAAGUCUUCCUUCUGCUCUGGUUCUGGAAUCGUUGUCCGUUGUGGAUUGUCAAUAUCGUUGUUGUAUUUCAGGACAACCAGUUGACGUCUCUGCCGCUAGACUUUGGCACGUGGACCAGUAUGGUGGAGCUCAACCUGGCCACUAAUCAGCUGACAAAGAUCCCCGAGGACAUCUGCGGACUCGUUUCGCUCGAGGUGUGGCCUAAAUAGAAUUCUCGGAUGGGAUCUUUCCUGAAAAAUGGACUUACUGCUUUUCUGAUGCCAUCUUCAGUUCCUACAUUAUUCAAACUGACCCGAAAAUCUAAAUGAUUAUCACUCCCUUUUCAACAUAGUUUAUCAACUAUUUAGUUAUUUUAAAGUCUGUAACACAAGCUACAGGUUGUGACGGUUCGCUUCAGUGUUUUAAUGUUCCGUUCAGUGUUCUGAAACAUCUCUGUUGUUUUGUUCACAGGUCUUGAUAUUGUCCAACAAUCUUCUCAAGAAGUUGCCACAUGGUAUUGGCAACCUGAGGAAACUACGGGAGCUCGACUUGGAGGAGAACAAGUUGGAAUCGCUCCCGAAUGAAAUUGCUUACCUGAAAGAUUUACAGGUUUGAUACUAUUAUGCUAAUUCCCUACACUGUCACCUAAGCAUUUAGGCCUACCUUUAACUAAAAUGUGUUGAGUUAUAAACCAUUCAAAGACCACUACCAAAUGUAGUGAUACUGUAGUGCUGUGAUGAGGAAUUUCAUUGACAUAAGUAAUCUUUCUUCUACUUUUAAAGGCCCAAUGCAUUCAAAAAUGUGAUUUUCCUUGACUUUCUCCACAUUUUAUUACGUUACAGCCUUAUUCUAAAAUGGAUUAAAUUGUGUUUUCCCCUCAAAAAAAAUAAUAAAGUCAAUCAAUCUACACACUACCCCACAAUGACAAAGCAAAAACAGGUUUUUAGAAAAUGUUGCACAUUUAUUUAAAAUAAAAAACAAAUACCUUAAUUACAUAAGUAUUCAGACCUUUGCUAUGAGACUCGAAAUUGAGCUCAGGUGCUUCCUGUUUCAUUGAUCAUCCUUGAGAUGUUUCUACAACUUGAUUGGAGUCCACCUGUGGUAAAUUCAAUUGAUUGGACAUUAUUUGGAAAGGCACACACCUGUCUAUAUAAGGUCCCACAGUUGACAGUGCAUGUCAGAGCAAAAACCAAGCCACGAGGUCAAAGGAAUUGCCAUAGAGCUCCGAGACAGGAUUGUGUCGAGGCACAGAUCUGGGGAAGGGUGCCAAAAAAUUCUGCAGCAUUGAAGGUCCCCAAGAACACAGUGGCAUCCAUUCUUAAAUGGAAGAAGUUUGGAACCACCAAGACUCUUCCUAGAGCUGGCCGCCAGGCCAAACUGAGCAAUCAGGGGAGAAGGGCCUUGGUCAGGGAGGUGACCAAGAACCCGAUGGUCACUCUGACAGACCUCCAGAGUUCCUCUGUGGAGAUGGGAGAACCUUCCAGAAGGACAACCAUCUCUGCAGCACUCCACCAUUCACUCCUUUAUGGUAGAGUGGCCAGACGGAAGCCACUCCUCAGUAAAAGGCGCAUGACAGCCUGCUUGGAGUUUGCCAAAAGGCACCUAAAGACUCUCUCAGACCAUGAGAAACAAGAUUCUCUGGUCUGAUGAAACCAAGAUUGAACUCUUUGGCCUGAAUGCCAAGCGUCACAUCUGGAGGAAACCUGGCACCAUCCCUACGGUGAAGCAUGUGGUGGCAGCAUCAUGCUGUGGGGAUAUUUUUCAGUGGCAGGGACUGGGAAACUAGUCAGGAUCAAGGCAAAGAUAAAUGGAGCAAAGUACAGAGAUCCUUGAUGAAAACCUGCUCCAGAGCUCUCAAGACCUCAGACUGGGGGCGAAGGUUCACCUUCCAACCGGACAACAACCCUAAGCACACAGCCAAGACCAAGCAGGUGUGGCUUUGGGACAAGCCUCUGAAUGUCCUUUAGUGGCCCAGCCAGAGCCCAGACGUAAACCUGAUCGAACAUCUCUGGAGAGACCUGAAAAUAGCUGUGCAGCAACGCUCCCCAUCCAACCUGACAGAGCUUGAGAGGAUCUGCAGAGAAGAAUGGGAGAAACUCUCCAAAUACAGGUGUGCCAAGCUUGUAGCGUCAUACCCAAGAAGACUCUGCCAAAUGUGCUUCAACAAAGUACCGAGUAAAGGGUCUGAAUACUUAUGUAAAUGUGAUAUUUCCGUUUUUAUUUUUAAUACAUUUGCAAAAAAAUAUAAAAACCUGCUUUUACUUUGUCAUUAUAGGGUAUUGUGUGUAGAUUGAUGAGGGGAAAAAACUAUUUAAUCAAUUUUAGAAUAAGGCUGUCUGAAUACUUUCCGAUGGCACUGUAUAUGCAAAAGUAUGUGGACACCCCUUCAAAUUAGUAGAUUCGGCUAUUUCAGCCACACCCGUUGCUGACGGGUGUAUAAAAUUGAGCACACCGCCAUGCAAUCUCCAUAGACAAACAUUGGCAGUAGAAUGGCCUUACUGCAGAGCUCAGUGACUUUCAACAUGGUACCAUUAUAAGAUGCCACCUUUACAACAAGUCAGUUCGUAAAAUUUCUGCCCUGCUAGAGCUGCUUCGGUCAACUGUUAUUGCUGUUAUUGUGAAGUGGAAACGUCUAGGAGCAACAACGGCUCAGCCGCGAAGUGGUAGGCCACACAAGCUUACAGAACGGGACCGUUGAGUACUGAAGCGUGUAGAGCGUAAAAAUAAUCUGUCCUCGGUUGCAACACUCACUACCGAGUUCCAAACGGCCUCUGGAAUCAACGUCAGCAGAAGAACUGUUGGUCGGGAGCUUCAUGAAAUGGGUUUCCGUGGCCAAGCAGCCGCACGCACACAAGCCUAAGAUCACAAUGCCAAGCGUCGGCUGGAGUGGUGUAAAGCUUGCCGCCAUUGGACUCUGGAGCAGUGGAAAUGCAUUCUCUGGAGUGAUGAAUCACGCUUCACCAUCUGGCAGUCCCUAUCAAAUACCUUUGGGAUGAAUUGGAAUGCCAACUGUGAGCCAGGCCUAAUCGCCCAACAUCAGUGCCCGACCUCACUAAUGCUCUUGUGGCUGAAUGGAAGCAAGUCCCCACAGCAAUGUUCCAACAUCUAGUGGAAAGCCUUCCCAGAAGAGUGGAGGCUGUUAUAGCAGCAAAGGGGGGACCAACUCCAUAUUAAUGCCCAUGAUAUUGGAAUGAGAUGUUCGACGAGCAGGUGUCCACAUACUUUUGGUCAUUUAGUGUAUUUCCACACUAUAAAGUUGGAAUAAUGCUGUGAAAUUGUGAAAAUUAUGAUAAUGCUGUUUGAAAAGACCGCCUGAAAUUUCAGCCUGUUUUGGUGGAUUGGAGUUUUGGCCUGCCUGGUGACAUCACCAAGUGGUAAAUUAGUUAAUAGACCAAUAAGAAAGAGUUCCAAACCAUUAAGAGCUCGUUUGUACUUUUCCCCUCCCCACUCAGACCACUCCCAGACACUCUUGGCUAAGAAUCUAUUUUUGUUUUAUUUUUUAUCAUUUUAAUUCAAAACAAUCAGAAACAAUUUGAUAUUGAACGGCUGCAUUGGACCUUUUAAAUAAACUAUUUUUAUAUCUCCAGGAUGUUUUGAACAAUAAUUUAUUAACAACGUUUCGACAGCUAAGGUGUCUUCAUCAGGGUUUCCAUGGUGUGAUAUUGACAUUCCAUUUUUGCUUGUAUCCUAUCAGAAACUAGUGUUGACCAAUAAUCAGCUGACCACGUUGCCCCGUGGGAUCGGUCACCUCACCAACCUGACCCACCUGGGUCUGGGAGAGAACCUGCUGCAGCACCUGCCGGAGGAGAUUGGUAAAUACAUUUUACCUCAUACCACUCAGCCUGGGUACCGGUCUGUUUCUGCUAAGACCACUCCUUGUACUCUGUGUCAUUUGCCAAACAUACAGAAAAAGACUGGUACCCAGGCUACAUGCUGAAUGUACCGAGCUGUCUAUUUAAAAUACUAGCACACAGCUCGGACACCCAUGCAUACCCCACAAGACAUGCCACCAGAGGUCUCUUCACAGUCCCCAAGUCCAGAACACACUAUGGGAGGCGCACAGUACUAUAUAGAGCCAUGACUAAAUGGAACUCUAUUCCACAUCAGGUAACGGAUGCAAGCAGUAGAAACAGAUUUUAAAAAAACAGGUAAAAAUACACCUUAUGGAACAACGGGGACUGUGAAGAGACGUACACAAAGGUACAGACACAUGCAUACGUACACAUUGUGAUAUUGUUGUAUGGUGGUUUUUAAACAUUUUGUAUUGUAGAGGUGUAAUAAUGUAAUAUGAUGUACUGUUUUAUCUUUUGUUUUAUAUGUAAUGUAAGUGCUUUAAUAUGUUUGGACCCCAGGAAGAGUAGAUGCUGCCUUAGCAGCAGCUAAUGGGGAUCCCUAAUAAAUACAAAUACAACUCAGAUUAGGAGUGCAUCUCAAAAGUCCUUCCUUGAUUCCUUCCAUCCUCACCCCAACUCCAAAUGUCAUUGAGAAACAAGGAGCUUAUUGGAGGAGGUCACAAGCUUUCAAAUGGAUACUUAAACUUGUCAGAAUAGAGAUAAAACUACAUGUGGUCCUUUGUAGGUCAGUUGGUAGACCAUGGUGCUUGUAACGCCAGGGUAGUGGGUUCGAUCCCCGGGACCAUCCAUACGUAAAAAAUGUUAUGCACACAUGACUGUAAGUCGCUUUGGAUAAAAAGCGUCUGCUAAAUGGCAUAUUAUUAUUAUUAUUAUUAUUAUUAUGUAUCUGUCUCAGUGCCUCCAGGCAGAACCUAACACUCCUGUAUCCUCUACCCCUACUAUCUCCCUCCAUCCCUCUCUCUACCCUUUCCUCCCUCCCUCCUUUCGAUCCUAGGUACACUGGAGAACCUGGAGGAGCUGUACCUCAACGACAACCCCAACCUGCACAGCCUCCCGUUUGAGCUGGCCCUGUGCAGCAAGCUGUCCAUCAUGAGCAUCGAGAACUGUCCCCUCAGCCACCUGCCCCCACAGAUCGUGGCCGGGGGCCCCUCCUUCAUUAUCCAGUUCCUCAAAAUGCAGGGGCCCUACCGUGCCAUGGUCUGAUAGGGCCCGGAGUCCAAGAUUUUGGUCUGAGGGCCCGGAGGGAGGCCAUGGUCUGAGAGCUGAUAUGAUGGCUGAAUGACCAGGUCCAUGGUGUUAAAGGCCCACGCAAGGCCCAUGAUCUGACAACAGACCACGCCCGUAAUCGGAUAGGCCACGCCAAUGUUCUGAAGGCCGACGCCCACCCACUCAGACACCCCACCCAAUCCCUUACCUAUCCAACUACGUGUGUCGUACACUGUAAAAAACAACAACAACAUCAUAACAACAACAAAAACAAACUAAAUGUACAAAAAGAGAGGAGUAGGAAAACAUUUUCGGUUCAUACAUUAUCUAUCUAUAUGAGGAAAAAACUAAACAAACAAGUACAUUUAUAUUGAGACUGUGCUCCAGCGUUUCUGUUGAGGAAUCAUAGCCAUUUAGAAGGCCAACUUCCCCAAUAUUUUAUUCCCGAAUCAUGUAAGAAGACAAAACUUAAAGGGUCAUUACACCACUUUUUUACAUUCAUUAACUCCAGCACAAUACAAUACAUAAUCUGUUUGCAUACAUAUGAAGACACUGGUAUAGCACUGGAGGUAAUGAAUAGGAGGUUAAAAAGUGGUGGAAUUCCCCUUUAAUAUAUCUCUACCACUCUUUUGCCAAAACGGAUCAUGUAUAUUGAGUAACAGUGCGCUAAAGUGGCUAUGAUUCUUUUAACAUAUAAACCAUAUUCCCAAUGCGAACGCAUUUACAGUAAUUAGGUAUAUGUAUAUUAGGAGAGCUUAGGAUACAACUAUUGUAUGCAAAAACAAAAUAAUAUUUGAAACUUUAAUUUUUACUGCUGCUGCCAUUAUCAAUGUUCAUUUUGUCAUGU
Molecule: messenger RNA, 21782 nt
Organism: Coregonus sp. 'balchen'
Lineage: Eukaryota; Metazoa; Chordata; Actinopteri; Salmoniformes; Salmonidae
Source: the annotation of a GenBank genome assembly